Messenger RNA from Anopheles coluzzii, 19342 nucleotides. RefSeq lists its product as uncharacterized. Gene Ontology annotation, molecular function: protein binding. The transcript is spliced from 3 exons. The coding region runs from base 430 to 9936 and encodes 3168 amino acids. The record is from RefSeq and is a predicted model, not a curated record. NCBI's taxonomy places the organism in Eukaryota, Metazoa, Arthropoda, Insecta, Diptera, Culicidae.
CAGCGCUAAGUUCCAUACAAACAGUUGAAGUGCACGCAACAAGAAAUAGGAAUGAGCAAUAGUGAUAUAGAUGUUGUUAUGGGAUGAAUUUCAUCUUCUAUGUGAAGAUGUGAAUUGUGUCUUUCUUCACAUUUAUAGGUAAUAAUGCAGUUCUGUGUGAAUUUUGAAAACAAUACGUUGACAUUGAAAGUUCAUUACUUGUGAUUCAGAUUGACUAACUUUGUUAGAAGUAUCCUAAACUGUAUUGAGAUCAUCAGUAGCAACAUCCUAAAAAAGGUGUUUGUAUAACUCAAAAUUUUUUUUGUGAUUUUGUUCCAAAACUGAGACGUUUCUAACGAACCAAGGACUUGCAAAAAAAAAAACUUGUCGUGGCGAUUUUUCUGGCAACUAAGUUCAUCAUUUCCUAAGGUUCAGAAGUUCCAAAGCAACAUGGAGUCAGGCAGCAAAAGAUCCUCCUUACACGGCGUGGCUUACCACAUUCGAUUGACGAUGAUCAUUCUUUUUCGUGCCUACUCUUUGCACCGCCAAGGAAAGUUGCCUCAAUUUGAGUUGAAGAUGGAGGUAGCAGAUGCAGGAAAAUUCGACGACCUGGUGUUUCGCUACUCAUCACUAGCGAAAUCGAAAGGUACGGUUUUCAUACAAGCUAAACAUAAACAACCACCCAAAAAGCCAACGAAAUCGAAAAAAAUCCACCCAAAUCAUCCGUACACGCCAACGCGAAAAGAGCGACCAGCCAUUACGGAAGGAACGCUGCUCACGAAAUGGAACUCCAACGGUACCUUUUCAAUUCCCAUGUUCUUUAUUUCGUACCUGGAAGGAUAUGAAACAUUGUCCCCAGGUUCGCAUACUUAUCUUCUGUGCACUAAUGCAACGAUCGACAACAAACUCAAACAAAAAUUAACACUACGACCACUGGACAGCAGCGAUAUACUUUCCUUUUGCGACGACAUUGGAGCAACGUGUUACAGCUUCAGUAAGGAGCAAUUUAAUACGCUGGCAGAUGAAUUGCGGCAAGCUAGUAUAGAAAAGCUAGGACAGAUGCUCGUAUUGCAUGUUCGUUACAACAAAGAAGUUAACUCGAAUUAUUCUUCGUUAAACGUUUACGCCGAUCUGAUUUCUAUAUGCGUCGAGGAGCUUGAAGGAGGAACAGGGAAGUUUAAACUAAGCCAACAAUUACUAACUGCUUGUGAGUCAUCAAUAAUGGGGAAGCUGCGAGCUGUUCUUCAUAGAGAAUAUGAAAGGCUUAUAAGAGCAAAGCAGUGUGAUGAUAGAAGCGCCAUCUGGGAAGAGAUGCAAUUCAUGAUCAAUAAGUCCUUCUUUCAAUCAGGUACCAUGGAAACACCGACUUCAAUGCACGACGAAUCAUGUUUCUUCAAGAAGGUGGAUCGUGUUAUACAGCAAUUUUACCAAGAGUUUAUGCUUGUUUGUGGGUCAUUAAACGGGGAACAGCUGUACAACAGUGUUCUAGAAAUAAUGCCACACUGGGUCGACGAUAGAAUGACAACGCAUAACAUGCUGUUCAUGCGACUGUUUGAUUCAAUGAAGUUGUCCCAACCUAUUCCUAUGGAUUUAGACUAUUUAAAACAACAGUUUGUCAGUAUGAGGGUGAAUCAUUACUUUUCUAGAUUCCAAAUAGAAUCACAGUCUAACCUUAACCAAUGGAAGUCUAACUAUCGAUACAUAGAUGUUCGAUCAGAUCGACUUCAAGACACUAAGCUGUAUAAAUUUCUCAGUAAUGAGUCUGCUUAUGAACGUUACCAAUAUCACACAACAAGGGAUAUAAUAGUGUAUUCUCUUGUUGCAUCACAAACAAUUGAAUUGGUUCAAUGCAAUGCAUUAUUCAUACACUAUGCAGCGAAAGAUUUUGAGGAAAAUAUAUGCGAUGUACUUCGUAAAUUAAUCGAGUUCAUUUUAGAGGUAGAUUCCUACUCUUACACCAUUAUAAUGACCAUCGAUCAGUCGAAGAAAUCGAUGCUGCCAGAAAUUCAAAGAUAUACUAAAGAACAUAAGCUAAAGUUAAUAGUAGUCGAAGAAGUACUCGAAGCAUGCCAAGAUGAAGAUUGUUUCAUCGUACGCGAUCUUACCGAAGAGGCAAGACUACAGUUGUAUGCAAAACGUUCCAAUACAACUUUAAAUAUUUUUGGAACCACGAUAUCGCCGAGUGGCAUUUUGAAUGACGAUGAUAGCCUAAGCUUCGUGUGUAUCUUUUUGGACAACUAUUAUGAGCUCGAUAAUAUAGCAUAUAUUGAAUCGAAGGAAAAAAACUUUGAAGCAAUCAAGCAUCUGUAUAUUCCACGCACAGUCGUUCCAUGCUCGAAAGAAAAUGAAAACCAUGCAAAAGAACAGGAGGAAACCGAUGUUUUCUUUUGUCCACUGUACAAAAACGAAAUAUCGUUUGACGAGUUUCGAUUUAGUAGCCCCAAGUUUUCUCAAAUGCUCAAAUCAGUUUCAUCUGCAAAUGAUGAUGUACAGUAUACCGUUCCUGAUGUUUUCACGCAGCACAACGAAGAGAAAGUACACAUCUUACUCGAUGAAGCGGGAACGGGAAAGUCAACGUAUUUCACGUGGCUUGCACAUGCUCUAUCGAUCGCUAACCCUGCACAUUAUGUGAUUCGAAUUAACGAUUCACAGUAUUGCACGGAUUACAAAAGAUGGCAAAACUCUGACAUUAAGUUGCUUGAUGAUACUGCAAUCUUAAGAUGUCUGUAUCGUUUAAUCCAUCUCACGCAUUUCGUUUCGAACGUUUACAGUUUUUCGAUCAAAGCGACUGAUGUUUUCCGAAAUCAAGCUGAUCGAGCUGCAGACCUAUUUACUUUAGUUAACGGCAAAAUUUAUGUCAACACGCGUAAAGCAAACCCGUCAAAAUUUACAUGGGCACAGUUGAUCGAGCUGAAGAUUUUCCAGGAAAAAUUCAAUCAAAAACAACUGAUUAUCUUGUUCGAUGGACUUGAUGAAACUGCUCCUUUUUAUAAAGAGUUCGUAGUGCAAUUAUUUGGAAGGAUUGCAAGUUUGGAUGGUAUUCGAACUCUGUUCAUCUCAACAAGACCGUAUGAUUACAUACAACAGUUAGAAAGUACAUUUUCUAACAAUAGAAUGUAUUGUCUUAAACAAUUAUCACAGUACGAUCAGCUGCAGUUUGUUCAUAAUUAUUUGAUGCAUGAGCUAGAAGAUUACAAACAUUGCGAUGCAAACAAGCGGCACAAGAUUUUAGGGUUUCAAUAUCAUUGGAUGGUACACUAUUUGAAGGAUUUAAAGCGAAUACCCUUGCUUCUUCAUAUGGCAUGCGUUAUAAAUCUACCAAUUUCAAGAAAUAACGUGGACUUUAAACGCCGCAUUAUACCUAAAGGAUAUUUAAUACAAACAAAUGCUAAUAUUUUAGAUCAAAUCGAAGAUUUCAUCAAGCAGAAACUAAAAAUUUUAAGCAUUCAUAAAGCUGGCUUGACAGAGAUGGCCCUUUUAAAUCCUUAUCAGCAAGUGGUCCAUGAAAAGUUUUGUGAAAACAUUAAAAAACGGCAUAUUUUAUCGGCAAUGCUUGUAAUGUUUGAGCAAAAUCAGAUAAAUAUGCUAUUGACAUCACAUGACAUCGUGAGAAGUAAAAAAAAUAUUAACGAAGUGCAUAAUGGAAUUGAAAAAACUGGAAUCAUUACUGGAGCUUAUGAUGGAAUUCCUCAGUUCACUCAUAGAAUAUUUGCUGAGUACUUUGCAGCUUGCUGGAUGAACGAAAACAAGCAACGUAUGAGAAAUGAGAGCUUCUUCCAUUCAUGGUCAUUUUGGAUAGUUCAUUUACACAAAAUGCGUGACUUUUUCAACCGAAUAAUUCUACAACAAAGCAAAGGAUGUGAUCUUCACAUGGCCGUUGUAAAUCAAUCCACCACUAUAGUAAGCGAGAUACUGUCGAAAAAUCCAUCAACCGUAUUGGUGAAAGAUGAUCUUGGUCGAUUUCCUCUUCAUUUGGCAGUUACGUACCCAUCACUGAAUAUAGUUAACUUGUUACUCGAUAAGAUGUCCGUUCAGUCUAUUAACACAACAGAUCAUCUGUUUGGAUGGAGUGCCAUAGACUACGCAUUCGCCAUCCGAUGCAUUGAAAUAGCCAAAAAAAUAGUAUUAACCGGAGCAACAGUCAACGAACACAUACUUCUUCAACAGAUACUUUCAAACAACUUAUAUCAACUGUUGUAUGGUGUUUAUUUUUAUGGAGAAUAUCUUCAGUCAAAUGAAUGCUCAAGAACAAUUGCAAAUCGUCUUCUCAUUCGAGUAGUGGAUCACAUACUUAACAAACAGCGUGUUGAUAUCUUCUCUCGUCUCGAGGUAUUGGAUUCGAAAACAGUUCUUGAAUUUUGCAUAACUAAAAACUUUCUAAAAAUAUUCAAACAAUUUGUAUUGCAAAUCAACGAUCCAUCCAAGAUUUCUGAUAAAGAAUUAAAACGAUUCGCCCGGCUGGCACUAGAGAACAAUGCUCACGACGUAAUUGUUUAUUUGAUCGAAGAUCGUAACAUUGCUCUACCCCAAAUGAACAGCAUGGUCGGUCUUAUUUCUGCUCUCAAAUAUACGAUACAAAACAAUAAGCUUACUUCAUUCAAAGCAAUCUUUCAUCAUCUCUGCAUUCAACAAAACAUACUGAUGAAUGAGAAAACUGAUAUUCCUGAUGACUAUUGUACUCCAAGCAUGCCACCAUUCGAGGAAUGUUGUGUGAUGUAUGAUGUUUCUCCUGAGGUAUGCUGCGUACUUUCCUGUAAUAAUGUUCGGUUACCGUUGCCUGAAUAUGAUGAAAAAGACAUCCUUUAUAAUGGAUAUGUGCUCGAAGCUCUUUUGGCUUAUUCAGUUCACGAGGGAAAUGUCCGCAUGCUCAGAUACAUUCAUCUCAAGACCAAAAUGGUCAUCACCAACAGACUCAUCGCAAUGAUCAUGAGAUUACUUCCGAAAGGUAAAGAUGUAUGUCAUAAGAAGUCGAUGCCUGCAUUUCUGUAUCUUCUCGACAAUUCCACCGAUCUGGACGGUGUGGACGAUGAGGGUCGAAAUUUGCUUCAUAUGACUGCUCAAAAUGGCUGUUUCUUCAUGAUGCAUUGUUUGAUUGUACGAGGAUUCCACCCAGCUACAGUAAACGCCGCAAAUAGCUGGAAUGUGUUUCACUAUGUUGCGUUCAAUGAGGAAGGGAAUCGUUCGAAUAAAAUCUUGGAAUAUUUGUUGAAACGUUGCAACAUGAUUUGGUUCGAUCAGUUAGAUAACAUGCUACAUUGGAAUGACCGUGAGAUAGCUGACAGCUUCUCCAUCAAUCUGAAUGUAACUCAAGAUACAACAAAUAUGGCUUGGCUAACCAAACAACAAUACGGUUUGCUGGCUUGGUUGUUUUUGCUUGACAAACGACUAACAGCUAAGGUGUUGAAUGACCUGGAACAACAGGAAGCUUACCAGUGUAUGAACCAUAUAGUUAAAGGCAAUCAUAAGACUUUGUUGAUCAAAGAAGUUCGAGAUGACAUUCCUCAAUUCACACAUAGAAUAUUUGCUGAGUACUUUGCGGCUUGCUGGUUAAAUGAGAACAAGAAUCGUAUGAAGAACGAGAGCUUUUUCUUUUCGUGGUCAUAUUGGAAUAAUGAAUCAAGAAAAAUGCGUGACAUCUUCAAUCGAGUAAUUCUUAGAGAAAGCAAAGGAUGUGAUCUACACAUGGCUGUUAUAAAUCAAUCGCCAGAUCUAGUACGCGAGCUACUGUCGAAUAAUCAAUCAGCUGCAAUGGCAAAAGAUACCGUAGGUCGAUUGCCGCUUCACUUGGCAGUUACGUACCAAUCACUGAAUAUAGUAAACUUGUUGCUCAAAAAAAUGUCCAUUCAGUACAUUAACACAAAAGAUCACCUAUUGGGAUGGAGUGUCACAGACUACGCAUUCGCCAGUCGAUAUUCAGAAAUAGCUCAAAGAAUAUUGGCAGCUGGAGCAACAGUCGAUGAACACAUACUUCUUCAACAGAUACUUUCCAAUCAACUGUCUUCGUUGUUAUGUUGCAUUAAAUUUUACGGGAAAUAUCUUCGGUCAGAUGAAAGCUCCAGAAAAUUUGCAGAAAGUCUUAACAUUCAAGUGGUCGAAAAUAUACUUAACGAAAAGCGCGUUGACAUUUUCUCUCGUCAUGAUGAAACAUAUUCUAAAACAGUUCUUGAGUUUUGCAUAACUGAAGGUAUCCAGGAAGUAUUCAAACAAUUUGUAUUGCAAAUCAACGAUCGUUCCAAUAUUUUUCAACAAGAAACCAAUCAUUUGUUUGAACUGGCAUUGGAGAAUGAUGCUCAUGAUAUAAUUGUUUAUUUUAUCGAAGAUUAUAACAUUCCUUUACCUCACAUGGAUAAUAUGGUCGGUCUUAUUUCUGCUCUCAAAUAUACGAUACAAAAAAAUAAGUUUACUUCAUUCAAAGCAAUCUUUCAUCAUCUCUGCAUCGAACAAAACAUACUGAUGAAUGAGGAAACUGAUGUUCCUGACGGCUAUUGUAUUGCAAGCAUGCCAUCAUUGGACGAGGAUCUUUCUCCUGAGGUAUGCUGUGUACUUUCUUGUAGUAAUGUUCGGUUUCCAUUGCCUGAGUAUGAUGAAAAAGACAUCCUUUAUAAUGGAUAUGUGCUCGAAGCUCUUUUGGCUUAUUCAGUUCACGAGGGAAAUGUCCGCAUGCUCAGAUACAUUCAUCUCAAGACCAAAAUGGCCAUCACCAACAGACUCAUCGCAAUGAUCAUGAGAUUACUUCCGAAAGGUAUAGAUGUAUGUCAUAAGAAGUCGAUGCCUGCAUUUCUGUAUCUUCUCGACAAUUCCACCGAUCUGGACGGUGUGGACGAUGAGGGUCGAAAUUUGCUUCAUAUGACUGCUCAAAAUGGCUGUUUCUUCAUGAUGCAUUGUUUGAUUGUACGAGGAUUCCACCCAGCUACAGUAAACGCCGCAAAUAGCUGGAAUGUGUUUCACUAUGUUGCGUUCAAUGAGGAAGGGAAUCGUUCGAAUAAAAUCUUGGAAUAUUUGUUGAAACGUUGCAACAUGAUUUGGUUCGAUCAGUUAGAUAACAUGCUACAUUGGAAUGACCGUGAGAUAGCUGACAGCUUCUCCAUCAAUCUGAAUGUAACUCAAGAUACAACAAAUAUGGCUUGGCUAACCAAACAACAAUACGGUUUGCUGGCUUGGUUGUUUUUGCUUGACAAACGACAUACAGCUAAGGUGUUAAAUGACCUGGAACAUCAGGAAGCUUACCAGUGUAUGAACCAUAUAGUUAAAGGCAAUCAUAAGACUUUGUUGAUCAAAGAAGUUCGAGAUGACAUUCCUCAAUUCACACAUAGAAUAUUUGCUGAGUACUUUGCGGCUUGCUGGUUAAAUGAAAACAAGAAUCGUAUGAAGAACGAGAGCUUUUUCUUUUCGUGGUCAUAUUGGAAUAAUGAAUCAAGAACAAUGCGUGACAUCUUCAAUCGAGUAAUUCUUAGAGAAAGCAAAGGAUGUGAUCUACACAUGGCUGUUAUAAAUCAAUCGCCAGAUCUAGUACGCGAGCUACUGUCGAAUAAUCAAUCAGCUGCAAUGGCAAAAGAUACCGUAGGUCGAAUGCCGCUUCACUUGGCAGCUUCGUAUCCAUUAGCUGAAAUAGAAAAUGUGUUGCUCAAUAAGAUGUCCGUUCAGUCUAUUAACACAAAAGAUCAUCUGUUGGGAUGGAGUGCCACAGACUACGCAUUUGCCAGUCGAUACAGAAAAAAAAUUAAAAUGUUACUAUUGACUGGAGCAACAGUCAACGAACAAAUAUUGUUUGCACAGAUAAUUUCUAAUAAUAUGCGACAUACUUUGACAGGCAUAGGAUUUUAUGUGGAAUAUCUUCAGUUUAAUGAAAGCUCCAGAACAAUUUCAAAUCGUCUUUCUAUAAGAGUUGCAGAUUAUAUACUUAACACACAGCGUGUUGACAUCUUCUCUAGUCUCGAGGUAUUGGAUUCGAAAACAGUUCUUGAGUUUUGCUUAGCUGAAGAUUUCCUAGAAAUAUUCAAACAAUUUGUAUUUCAAAUCAACGAUCGUUCCAGAAUUUUUCAACAAGAAACCAAUCAUUUGUUUGAAUUGGCAUUGGAGAAUGAUGCUCAUGAUAUAAUUGUUUAUUUGAUCGAAGAUCAUAACAUUCCUUUACCUCACAUGAAUAAUAUAGUCGGCUUUAUUUCUGCUCUCAAAUAUACGAUACAAAAAACUAAGUUUACUUCAUUCAAAGCAAUCUUUCAUCAUCUCUGCAUCGAACAAAACAUACUGAUGAAUGAGGAAACUGAUAUUCCUGACGGCUAUUGUAUUGCAAGCAUGCCAUCAUUGGACGAGGAUCUUUCUCCUGGGGUAUGCUGUGUACUUUCUUGUAGUAAUGUUCGGUUUCCAUUGCCUGAAUAUGAUGAAAAAGACACCCUUUAUAAUGGAUAUGUGCUCGAAGCUCUUUUGGCUUAUUCAGUUCACGAGGGAAAUGUCCGCAUGCUCAGAUACAUUCAUCUCAAGACCAAAAUGGCCAUCACCAACAGACUCAUCGCAAUGAUCAUGAGAUUACUUCCGAAAGGUAAAGAUGUAUGUCAUAAGAAGUCGAUGCCUGCAUUUCUGUAUCUUCUCGACAAUUCCACCGAUCUGGACGGUGUGGACGAUGAGGGUCGAAAUUUGCUUCAUAUGACUGCUCAAAAUGGCUGUUUCUUCAUGAUGCAUUGUUUGAUUGUACGAGGAUUCCACCCAGCUACAGUAAACGCCGCAAAUAGCUGGAAUGUGUUUCACUAUGUUGCGUUCAAUGAGGAAGGGAAUCGUUCGAAUAAAAUCUUGGAAUAUUUGUUGAAACGUUGCAACAUGAUUUGGUUCGAUCAGUUAGAUAACAUGCUACAUUGGAAUGACCGUGAGAUAGCUGACAGCUUCUCCAUCAAUCUGAAUGUAACUCAAGAUACAACAAAUAUGGCUUGGCUAACCAAACAACAAUACGGUUUGCUGGCUUGGUUGUUUUUGCUUGACAAACGACAUACAGCUAAGGUGUUAAAUGACCUGGAACAUCAGGAAGCUUACCAGUGUAUGAACCAUAUAGUUAAAGGCAAUCAUAAGACUUUGUUGAUCAAAGAAGUUCGAGAUGACAUUCCUCAAUUCACACAUAGAAUAUUUGCUGAGUACUUUGCGGCUUGCUGGUUAAAUGAAAACAAGAAUCGUAUGAAGAACGAGAGCUUUUUCUUUUCGUGGUCAUAUUGGAAUAAUGAAUCAAGAACAAUGCGUGACAUCUUCAAUCGAGUAAUUCUUAGAGAAAGCAAAGGAUGUGAUCUACACAUGGCUGUUAUAAAUCAAUCGCCAGAUCUAGUACGCGAGCUACUGUCGAAUAAUCAAUCAGCUGCAAUGGCAAAAGAUACCGUAGGUCGAAUGCCGCUUCACUUGGCAGCUUCGUAUCCAUUAGCUGAAAUAGAAAAUGUGUUGCUCAAUAAGAUGUCCGUUCAGUCUAUUAACACAAAAGAUCAUCUGUUGGGAUGGAGUGCCACCGACUACGCAUUUGCCAGUCGAUACAGAAAAAAAAUUAAAAUGUUACUAUCGACUGGAGCGACAGUCAACGAACAAAUAUUGUUUGCACAGAUAAUUUCUAAUAAUAUGCGUCGUAUCUUGACAAGCAUAGGAUUUUAUGUGGAAUAUCUUCAGAUUAAUGAAUGCUCCAGAACAAUUUCAAAUCGUCUUCUCAUAAGAGUUGCAGAUUAUAUACUUAACACACAGCGUGUUGACAUCUUCUCUAGUCUCGAGGUAUUGGAUUCGAAAACAGUUCUUGAGUUUUGCUUAGCUGAAGAUUUCCUACUCCGGACUACCCGAUUCAGAUUCCGUGUUCGGAAUCAAUUCCAGAGCCGAUUCCGAUGCUGGAAUCGAUUCCGAUUCCGCAGUCGAUUUCGGAGUCGAUUCCGGAAUCGAUUCCGGAGCCGAUUCCGGAGCCAAUUCCGGAGACGAUUCCGGAGCCGAUUCCAGAGUUGACUCCGAAGCCGAUUCCAGAGUUGACUCCGGAUCCGAUUCCCGAGUCAGCUCUGGAAUCGAUUCCGCGAUCAGACUCGGCUCCGGAAUCGGAAUUGACCUGGGAAUUGCAAUUUGUCCCGAUAACGGAAUCAUAAUUGAGUCCAUAAUUAGAAUUAGCUCUGGAAUGUGAAUUAGUUCUUGAAUUGAUAAAAAGAAGUUUUAGAUGCGAAAUCAGUCCUUGAAUCUCCAUUAGAAUGGAUGUUUUACGAGUAAAUUUUAAUUUUUGGGUUAUCAAUACGUAGUAUGAUUUGACCCAGACGCCUAUUUUUAUGGCGAUGCCGAAACUGACUCCGUUUGGAAGUCGAUUCUAAUUUAGGAGUCAAUUCCGAUUUGAGCGCCGAUUUCGAUGCCGGAACCAAUUCCGAUUCCGAUUACGGAGUCGAUUCCGGAACCGAUUCCGAUUCCGGAACCGAUUCCGGAGCUAAUUCCGGAAACAAUUCUGGAGCCGAUUCCGUAGUCGAUUGGGAUUCUGGAAUCGAUACCAGAAAACAGCGGAGCUAGCCGGAAUCGAUUCCGAAAAAACUUAAUUUUUCCCAUCACUAGUCAGGACUUAGUGGUGGAAUAAUGGAAUGCUGUUAGUGUUUGAGUUAAACAACAAUGUGUUACAUUUUUAAUUUAUAAUAAUUAUAGGCUGCUGUCAUACAAAACAAAACAUUCAUCAUAACGAAAACAAAACGACAACCAAAAAAUAACGCUUGUUAGUGUAAAUAACAAUAAAAAGGGUUGUUUGCUACAAUUUUCAUGACAAGAAUUGAAAAUCGUAAAGACACGGGUACAUUUAUCGUACUCGCCUAGUGUAAUUUCGAUUUUCACUACCACAUCUGGCAGUUGCUAAUCGAAGCAUUUUGCCUUUAAAACUCUAGGCAGCUUCAUAAAAUAUGUUAUUUUUCAAUACGUACGAUCACACAAGCCAUAUCUUUCUUCGCGUACCUUUCCCCUUCCAAAAUUGUCAAAAAAGAAGCCAAUAUUUUUGCGUUCACAUACCAUGCAGCAUACACUUAUCGUAAUUUAACACUAUUACUGUGAUUAUCUGAUUCAAACAGAAACGUAUCCAACAAAACCGCGCCACACGAACUGGAACGAAAUCGGUAUUAUACAAGAUUGUUAGAGACUUCUUUCGUUGACUCAAGACAAUGCUACCAAAUUGAUCUGAAAUGGAUUUGUUUGUCAAAACAAACUGCAACGCGUAACGCAAGAAGUAUCAUACCAAUUAAUAAUUAUUUCUACGUGUGGCAUAUUAUUGAUAUUUAAAUGUGUUUGGCAAUGUCAUGAAAAGUAGCGCUUUUGUUAUGAUUCUCCAAUUUCUGUACAUUUUGUUAUUUCCACCCUUUUUGCAGUGAAUAAUUACAAAAAAUCCCUUCUGAAUGUAAUUACAUGCAACUCGUGUGGUUUAAAUAUAUGUAUUUAGUAGUUAAACCGUAAAACAAAACGCUUUCCGUAGCUUUAACCUGACGGCAAGCUGUUGGACAAAAAACGGUCUCCGUUUGAGUCAGGUAAUGCAAAUGACCUUCGUUAAGUUCGAUAUAUCAAACCAGAGACAAAUCGAAUUCUCAAACACGGAUCAUAAUAGAAAAUGAGCAUUUUUGAUACUUUUUCUCAAACAGUUGAGCCACAUAAUCGGCACUAAUAAUUGGUAAAAAACGGGUUCUUAUUGUAAGAAAUGCACAAUAUUUUUUAUUUGUUUAUUUAAUUAUUUUUAUUUUAUUAAUUGCUCGGCCACGUUGGGUUACAGCAAUAGUGCUUACUGACUAUAGUAUACAAUUAUUCACGAAGGAGUUGGAAGGAGUUUAUGGUACGGAAAAGGAGCGAAGACGGAAUCGGUAGACAGGAUAGGAUAUGUUGAAAUCGAACAGAUCAGAAGUACUAUUAAAAGACAACAUAGCUCUUACAAAAGGCUCAUUGCGAGCAAAACGUGUACGACAUAUAGGUAACUGGAGACGAAAACGAUAACGUAAGGUGCGACAAGGUGCAUACAAAUGUAAGCGCGAUAGAAGGGAAGGAGUAUCAAUCGUAUUGAGCAAUAUGCCAGCAACGAAAGAAGCCUGAGCGAUCGAGAGGCAGUGCUCCAACUUGGCAAGGCCUAAUAGAGUGCAUCUAUCGUCAUACGAAGGAAGCGGAAUAGAGUGAUGACCUAGCGACCUACAAAAUACGAUCCUUGUAAAACGUCUCUGGAUCCUCUCAAUCCUUUGGAGCAGAGAUAGUUGGACACGAGACCAGAUGACACAGGCAUAUUCUAGUACGGAACGGACCCAACAACAACAAAGGUACUUAAGACAAAAAGGAUCAUGAAUUUCAGUGGACAUGCGACAAAUAUAACCAAGACUUUUGUUGGCCUUGUUGAUGACAUAGUCCAUGUGCUCCUUGAAAGAAAGACUCAGGUCAAAGAAGACGCCAAGAUCCUUAGACAAGGACGCACGGGGAAUAGGGGCAUCACAGACACUAUAAGCAUGAGUUAUACUUGUAGAGGAUCGGAAGAAAGACAAGACAGAACAUUUUUCAGGACACAGGACUAAAGAAGCACACCAUGUAGAGAAUUUACAGAGCCAGGAUUGAAGGACUAGACAAUCAGCUGUAGAAGAUACAGGAAGAAAAAUUUUAACGUCAUCCGCAUAUAGCAAGAAGCCGUUAGGAGGAAGGAUCGAAGUACAGUCAUUGAGGAAGAGAAUGAACAGUAAGGGACUAAGGACACUACCUAGAGGGACACUCGAAGAACUAAGAAAACAUUGAGAGAAAGAGCCACAGAUUUUAACUACAUAUAAACGAUUCUCAAGAUAGGAGUUGAACCACGGCAAUAUAGAGCCAACGAAACCUAGUUUUCGAAGCUUAGCAACAAGUAAUGAUAGAGGUAUACUGCCAAAUGCCGCUUUGAAAUCGGUAUAGAUACUGUCUACUUGCUUACCACUAGACAGGUAGUGAUGUAGAGAAGACAAAAAACACAUUAGGUUGGUGGACACUGAGCAAUUGGGCAUAAAGCCGUGUUGUUCCGUAGAAGUAUAAUUUUUUACACAAGGCAUUACAGAUAAAUGGACAAUUGACUCGAGGAUUUUAGAACACGCACAAAUAAUAGAAAUGCCUCUGUAGUUUGAUGCUAGUGUGCGGUCACCUUUCUUAUAAAUGGGAACAAGCCAAGCCAGUUUCCGUUGACUAGGAAAAAUCCGAGCGAGCGAGAAAAAAGACGAGUGAGAAUAGGAGUGAGGGUAUUGCCACAUUUUUUCAAAACACAGGCAGGGAUGCCAUCAGGGCCUGGUGAAAACGAAGUUUUAAGUUUGGAUAAAGCGGAUUUUACUAGGCUUAUAUAUACAACCGUUAGAAUAUUUAGAACUUGAAAGCAAUCGAUAACUAAUGUUUAAACACGAAAAAAACCCUACAUUUCUCUCGGCCUGUCAAAAGAUUGCAAGCAAAUAUUUUUGUUGUUCAUCCAGCGAUGGACAGUUUGGAUAGCUUGAAAAAGAAUCGCCACAGGCUGCUAGACUUCCCUUACCUCAGUGAAAAAGUGUGUUUGACAUAUAUUUUCUAGCAGAAUAUGCCGUGUCUGAACGCGGCUAAUGAAUUUAACUAAAAAGUUUUGUAAUUGGUAGAUAGGUAAAUUGGGCAUGCUUUUUUGCAUCCAACAACGAUGACAGAGUAACUUAAAUUUGCGAUCUGACACGACCAUUUCAUCGAUGACAAAAUAGUAACUUCCAUCAGCUGUCACCAGAGUGAAAAUCGAAAUUACGCUACCAAUUACGAUCAAUGUACACGGGCCUUAAGGAUUGUUUACAGUUGGUUUUUGUUCUCGCAUUGCUGAGGCAAUGCGGUGUCGUUUAGCAAAAUUAAUAAAGAAUGUGAUUCAGAUUACAAAUAUAAACAAAUAUAAAAAUAUUAUACAUACAAAGGUGCAAACCAUGCAAUGAAUAAGUAAAAAUAUUAAAGAACUGCAAGUUCAGUUAUAUUGUCAAUUGCUUAAUUUAUUUUCGUACAACUUUUAAAAGUAAGGAUAUUUUAUAGUUUCCUGAAACUAGUGGCUUUUUAUUGCAUCCAGCUUACAGUGUGAGUACCGCUAAUGGUUGCCAUUGAUUGCCAUAAAUGUGCAACCAUUUUUCACAUGCAACAUCUUUAUUAGAGGGGAAAAUUCUCGCCGCAUGUGCAAAUGUGUUCGCAUUAACGCGUUCCCUUGCGAUGGCGAUUGUAGCGGGUAUGCCUGCAAAAUCUUUCAGAAACGAAAUACCAGAAUUCUGCAAUAGGACGGGGCGCACCUGUACAUCAAACACUCGUCCUCGUCGAAGGUUUUGCCGGUGUGGACAGUGGGAUUAGGAUACAUUCACGUACGCAUGUACGGCUAUGGAAGAGCAAGACCGCGUUGGUAGAAGGUAGGGCUGGUUGGUGCUGAUAAGAAUGCACUUUUCUCUUUCUUCCGACCCUCGGAUGGUUGGAUGGUUAAAUGAGCAUCCCUGUUGGAUACGUGCACGCUCAUAUGACUCGUACGGUAUGAAUCGUUUAUCGGUGGCUGCUGUGAAAUGGUUCGGAAGCAUUUGAACUGGCAAGGAGAAGCAGGGGGUGGGCCUGGUUGUGGACACGGUGCAAACUAAAACCGAGAAAUGUAGGUACAUUUCAUCUGCUGGGAAAGCUGUACGACACGACUUAACAAGGAUUCCUGUGCGCAGCGGAACGUGUGGCGAUGAGGGUGCUCGCCUGCUCGCAGAACCUUGAAUUAUUCAAACACCAAAAGCUUUGCCACGGACCGGAAACCGAUGCUUCAAAGAGUAAGUUUGAUGUGUGUCCCAAAUGACAAUAAUAGUUUCGAACGGGAGGUUUUGCCUGGCGAGUUGGAAAACGAUGAAGCAAGAGCUUCCAGUUUUCAUCCAGAACCUGCUGCUUCUGCUUUAGGUGCACUUGGAUCCGAUACACCUGGACCCGGGGACGUUCGGUCGGGGUUGAUCCGGUAUGUUUCGGUCGGUUGUUGUAGCAGCACGUGUAUCAGCACCACGCAGGACGGUCUGAGCAUAGAUUAUAAAUUUAUUAAUAUUGCAACAGUCUUAUCACCUAUUGCCUGAAACCGAGACAUGAGCAGUACAAGACACGAGCGAAUCGAGCUGAGAUGGGUAAGUUCCAGGGAGCAGACCAGAGUACCGUAAACCGGGCGUGUACACAAUGACGUAGUUCAAGUUUUACUUUGCAUUCCAACAUCCGUGUCCCAACGGCCAAACUAAAACAGGGCAACAGAAUUCCAGGCCAUUCGAGAGUGAUCGGCUUGGGAAGGAACGCAGCUCCAUGUGCUGGGGAGGAGUCGUGCAGCGAAAACGUGCACGAGGAGGUAAGCCCUGGGAGACUCCCGAAGACUCUCGAUAGUUUCUCGCGUAGGUUGUCCUUUCGGAAGUUUCUGCACGAGGUUUUAGACAUACUGGCUGUGGAAGAAUCUCGUGGGUGAGACUGCCCCGUGCACCGGUGUGUACAAUGUGUUCCGUUACUGUCGGAUCGUAUGUCAAGUUGAGGAACAUACAGAAACAGUUUGAAUAAUUUGUUGCCGCUUCUUGUUGCUUUGCUGACGGUUCGAAAUUUUCCUUCCACCUCUCAUCGAUACCUUCGGUUCGGUCGUCACCGGCUGUCAGUGCGUCGUCAGUGAUGCACGCUGGAGCACAGGAUAUGAUGCAGACCGGUACGGUACAUAAAUGAUAAUAUGCUGCACUGGUUUAUGAAAUCACCAUUAAUGUGCGGUCGUCGUGCGUGGAUCGUAAUUUGCUGUUACGAUUGAGGGACUGGUGGAGUACAAGGACACAGGCUCAGUGGGAUUGGAGAUAAUUUUCCCAACAAUUUAGAUACAAAAUGACAAAUUUAUGAUGGCAGAUACUUUGUGAAACAUUCCCUAUAGAUUUAGAAAUUUGACAGGAGCUCUUCGAGUUGUUUAUUUGCAUUGAUUCGACAGUUGUUUCAUGAAUAGUUUAUUUAAAAAAUCGAACUUUAUAUAAAAUUAUUUCAUAAGCUAACCUUUCUAAAAAAUUAUUUGAUUUAUAGUGAAGCAUAUUUAUCCAUGGCUGGCUUUUCUGUCUCAACUUUUUUGUUAAAGUAGUAAAGUAGUCAAAAAUUAAUAAUUAAAACAGUCGGAACAAUGGUUUUAUACAAGGGAACAUUGGGUUUCAUUGGUUUAAUUAAAAUUUUUAUGUUUAAUAACUAAAUUGUGCUUUAUGUACAUUGCACGAUUACGAUACUAGUGUAAUUUAUGUAGGAAAGUAGGAAACUUUGCCUGUUAGAGGGACAGUAUGCAUCAUCCGGUACCCAAUUCACCGGAUGUAUGUACCCAAAUCCGGUAUGUACCCAAUUCACAUCAUGAAAUGGGAUCACGUCAUGCAUCAGGCAUUUUCAUGACAAUCUUACUUACUUACUUAUCAGGCGCUACAACCGCUUUGCGGUCUUGGCCUGCCUCAGGAGUGUCCGAAACCGCUCACGGUCUCGCGCCUUCGUCUGCCAGUCCGUUAUCCCGGCCUUAAUGGCGGACGCCUCCACGCCAUCUUGCCACCUCAAUUUGGGCCUUUCAUGACAAUCAUCUAUUGACAAUUUUCAUGACAAUCAUCUAUUGAAAAAAGUUUUGUUUUACAUUUUUUUCGGUUUGAAAUGAGUUUUAAUAGGAUAUUUAUAUUUUCAAACGCCAUUUUAAACUGGUUAAGCUGUUUUCAAAAUGUAUGUUACAGCAAAAAAAACUGAAUCCUGAAUUCCUAGAUAUCGAUAGAUUCUCAUCGGAUUCGUCGAUUAACGUCUGCUUUAAAAAAAUGUACAAAAAAUGUUGAUCUUAACCCGCACUAACGAAUCGUUGAUUGUAUUAAAUUCAAUAAUAGUAUUUGAUGAGUCAGUAGACAAAAUUUGACACCUCUAUUAGUCAAACUCUAACCGUGAUGGUAAAAAAAGUAAAGCAAAUUUGGACAGGAGCGUGCGCGAUCAAACAACGGCACCCCGUAGCGUCUAAAACGCACUCUGUUGGGGUUCUCGGUAAACGACUUAUGGAUUUUUUAUAACCUUCAACUUUUUUGCGUAGCGUAGGGUUUAAAAAUACAUUCAAAAACAUGAGCAUUCACCUAUCAAGAGAGCCAUCAAAUCCGCCCCGAUAAUCGUGUUUCUUAUGCUGAUCAUCCGUUAAUGACCUGCCACUUCACGCGUUUACAAUUGAAAGUCGAGUUCGUUCGAGCUAUCCUAACAGACUCCCUGUGGAGGUUUUUAGACGUCUUAUAAGCUCGUUCCGGUAUCUACAACAUUAAACUAUUAGACAACUUUUCACUAUUAGACAACAAUCAGAGAAUCGAAAGAACGACCGGUUCCGAAUCGGCUCUGAGCGACUUGAGGAUACAAAGGAAGCUGAAAAUGAAGACCGAGGGACUGUGGGACUGUGGCUCCAUUGCUGCGUUAGCUUGGCCGGGAGGCAACAGGCUAAACAUUGAAAUAGUACAUGGGGAACAUAACAUAUAUAUUACUUACUUACUUAUCCGGCGCUACAACCGCUUUGCGGUCUUGGCCUGCCUCAGGAGUGUCCGAAACCGCUCACGGUCUACCGUCUACCAGUUCUUUAUUCCGGCCUGAAUGGCGGAAGCCUCCAUGUCAUCUUGCCACCUCAAUUUGGGCCUAUCACGCCUCUUCUGUCCUUGUGGACGGUCUAAAAAGACUUUACAGGCUGGGUCGUCCGUUUCCAUGCGUACAGCAUGGCCAGCCCACCGGAGCCUGGCGUGAUAACUUGCACGACAGUGAGGUUGCCGUAAAUCUCGUAUAGCUCGUCAUUAUAACGGCUCCUUCAUUGUCCUUACACACAUACGGGCCAAAUUUCCUUCUGAGCAUCUUCCUCUCGAAACGCGAAUAAGAGGGUUUCGUCAGAUAUGGACAGUGUCCAUGUCUCAGAGGCGUACGUGAGUACCGGUAAUAUAUAGGAACUAUAUAGUCCCAACUUCGUCCAUCGUGACAGGUACUUUGAGGUGAACUGAUUUCUCAGGCUGUAUAAUGACCGGUUGGCAACCAGCAUACUUGCGUGCAAUUCAGUUUCCAUGCUAUUGUCGUUGCUGACCUUUGACCCAAGAUAGGUGAAUUCUGGGACGACUUCAAAAGUGCGUUCACCAAUCUGUACGUCAUGCCUAUGUAGGUUUGGAGAUGUUAUUAUUAGGGCCACUGAUAAUCCACCAUCAGUUUGGUCUUGGCCUCGUUUAUCUGCAAUCCGAGGUUAUCUACCGCUUUCUCGAUUCCUUGGUAGGCUUCUGCUACAUAGGAAAGCUGCAGACCAAUGAUGUCGAUAUCAUCAGCGUAUGCCAGGAUCUGGGUUGACUUAUAGGAAAUUGUUCCCGUAAUCUCCACCCUCGAGUCAUGGAUGGUUUUCCCUAGCGCAAAAUUGAAUAGGAGUAGGCAAGCCCGUCCCCUUGGCGCAGACCUUUAGUCCACUGGCUUCACAACUGCAAGCAAUGACGCCAAAACUCAAUUCGACUAUUUUAGGUGAAUUUUGGCUGUAUUUCAUUAUGACACCGUAGUAAGCAAAUCAAUCCAUCCUCCCCUAGCUGCGUCCCAUCGAAAUUUUCUAGACCAAUAUAUUGCAAAACUUCUAAUACAAUUUUUUUUUCGCGAAAACUGAGGAGGAAUUGAUAAAAAUCGAGGUAGGUCUUAAAAGCAUGCCUGCACGCAUGUCUUCAUACGCGCUGGUGAAAAUUCCGGAUAACUGACGUCAGGAGGCCUGCAAAAUCAUAGAUUUAUUUUUGUAAGUGAGCUUAAAUAUUCAGCCGUAUCGCCAUACGUAGGACUGACUAUCCUGCUAUGGGGAUAAUCAUUAAGUCACUGAAAGUGAAGCCCACAAGUAGCGGUACAUGCAGGCCUUUACCGUCAACGGUUGUUGAGCCAAAAGGAGUAGAAGAAAAGAAGAAGAAUAAGAAGGAGAAGAAGAAGAAGAAAAAAGAAGAAAAGAAGAAUAAGAAGAAUAAGAAGAAGUAGAAUAAGAAGAAGAAGAAGAAGAAGAAGAAGAAGAAAAGGAAAAAAAGAAGAUGAAGAAGAUCAAUUGGAUAUAAAAUAAUAACAAAUUAAAACAACAUGAGGUAUGAAUAAUGCCUAGUCUUUAUUUCCUUUUUUACAUUUGUUUUGGGAUUCUUGGCAAUAUAUAAUAAGCAACAACAAAAAUCAUCUUUAUCAUAGUCAUAGUCAUCAUUUUUGUGGUGUGUUCCAAACAAAAAUAUAUCAUGAUGUAAAUUUAACAUAAUAUGUAAAACAUAUAUCUAAAAAAAUAUGUCAUGCGAGUUCAAUAUGUCAAGCACAGCCCUGUCAGGCCAUCGUUUUUAAAGAAAUACAAAUAUUGUUCAUUGAGUUCGAUCGUUCGGUUCGGGAGUUUAUAGGUAAAAGUGAAUUUGAGCAAAUAAAAUUCAUACUAUGGUACACU